AUGUAACCAUUUAGUUUAUUGAAUGAACAACAAUUUUAAUAGAUUUUACACAAUUAUGAAGAACUCAAUCUAUAAGGAGGAUGUUUAUUAUAUAGAGAGAAAUAGAAUGCAGAAGCAUUAUAUCUUGUAAUAAAGGGAGAAGUGUUAGUAUAGAUUAAAGAAUAAGUUGAUAAUGCAGCAGCUUAAAUUUAAGAGUAGAAAUAUAUUUUGUAAAUUUUUAAAAGUAACAGAGAAUUAAAAAUAUUGGUUUAUUUGGAUCGGAAUAAAUUGUUGGAGAUUAUGAAUUAUAUUUAAAUAAAAAAUAUAAGUAAAAAUUAAUAAGAAGAACAACAAUAUCAAUAGUUAAAAGUGAUUCUAAAAUAAUUAGAAUUCCUAUUAAAUAAAUUUUAGAUGUAAUAGAACAUGGAUUAUCAGCAAAAUGGUUAUUAAGUUAUUUAAAUGAAAAAUAUAUGAAUAGAAGGAAUAGUUAGUUAUCAAUAUUAUAAUUGAAGGAUGAAUAAGAAAAUAGAAAAAUUUUGUCAUUCAUAUCGCCUGAGUUCAAAAAAAUGAUUCUUCAUUAAAGAAACAUCAUGAUCAGAAUAAAAUAUCGAGUGAUCGUUAUUAAUAAGUAAAUUAAAAACAAAGUUAUGAGGAUGGUAAUACUGAAUAAAAUUUUUUUGUUUUAAAGAAGGAAAUAAACUAAUAAGAUAAAUCACUACUAAAAUAUUUACCAAAGGAUUAAGUAUUAAAUAAGAGUAAUACUCUAACUGGUUUUAGUAUUGAGAAGUUUGCAUCAACUUUAAAAUCAAGAGUUAAAUACACUAAAUUAUUAUCUUAACUAGAUGAAGAGUUAGCUUGUUAUAGGUUUCAUUCUACUCCAACUAAAACAAAUGGAUUUUCAUUUAAAUAGGCUUAAACUCUUACUAAUAUUCAAUCUCCAUAAUAUAAAUUCAAUUAAACAUUCAAAUUAAAUUGA
Molecule: messenger RNA, 955 nt
Organism: Paramecium sonneborni
Lineage: Eukaryota; Ciliophora; Oligohymenophorea; Peniculida; Parameciidae
Source: the annotation of a GenBank genome assembly